This is a messenger RNA of Juglans regia (Persian walnut), 1176 nucleotides long. RefSeq names its product xanthoxin dehydrogenase-like. Gene Ontology annotation, biological process: abscisic acid biosynthetic process. The record is from RefSeq and is a predicted model, not a curated record. NCBI's taxonomy places the organism in Eukaryota, Viridiplantae, Streptophyta, Magnoliopsida, Fagales, Juglandaceae. Gene Ontology annotation, cellular component: cytosol. The transcript has 2 exons. Bases 61 to 954 code for a protein of 297 amino acids. Gene Ontology annotation, molecular function: xanthoxin dehydrogenase (NAD+) activity.
AGGAAGAAUUAUUGGCAGAGGAAACAGGAUAAUAAUAUUUUAAAAAAAAGAGAGAGAAAGAUGGAAGAACAAUCUCAACAGAGGGAGGGAGAGGGAGUUGAGUCUUGUCCACAGUCAGCUAUGGCACGCGAGUCUUCACUUCUAAGCCAAAGAUUAUUGGGGAAAGUGGCAUUGGUCACUGGUGGAGCCAUUGGUAUUGGAGAGAGCAUUGUGCAGCUAUUCCACAAACAUGGUGCAAAGGUUUGUAUAGCUGACGUGCAGGACGACCUUGGCCAGCAUGUAUGUGAUGCCCUGGGUGGUGAGCCAAACACAUGUUAUGUGCAUUGCGAUGUCACCAAAGAAGACGGUGUUUGCCAUGCAGUGGACUUCACUGUCAGUAAAUUUGGCACACUUGAUAUCAUGGUCAACAAUGCUGGUUUAUUAGGCUCACAAUGUCCUGAUAUCCGCAACGCAGACAUGUCAGAAUUCGAGAAGAUAUUUGAUGUAAACGUGAAGGGAGUUUUCCUUGGAAUGAAACAUGCAGCUCGGAUAAUGAUCCCACUAAAGAAGGGCUCAAUAAUCUCUCUGUGCAGUGUAUCAAGUGCCAUAGGGGCUGUAGGUCCACAUGCCUACACAGGGUCCAAGCAUGCUGUUUUGGGGCUCACCAAGAAUGUUGCAGCUGAGUUGGGGCAAUAUGGGAUUCGUGUCAACUGUGUUUCGCCUUACGGGAUUCCGACAGGGUUGGCUUUAAGCUACUUGCCGGAGGAGGAGAGAACUAAUGAGGAUGCCAUUGCCGGUUUUCGUGCUUUUGUCGGGAUGAAUGCUAACUUGCAGGGGGUGGAAUUGACUGCUGAUGAUGUGGCUAAUGCCGUGCUCUUCUUAGCAAGUGAGGAAGCAAGGUAUGUAAGUGGGGCUAAUCUAAUGGUUGAUGGGGGUUUCACUUGCACAAAUCACUCACUUCGGGUCUUUAGAUGAUCAGAUAUGUACUCAUAUACUAUCCAAAUGUGAAUAAGUGGGAUAUGUACUCAGCUAGUGCCCACAUUAACAUCCUCCUCAACAAGUGGGAAAAAUUAUUAUCACUCAUAUACUAUUUCUAAGACAAUGUAGCAUCUACCUUGGCAUCUCCCUCGGUAUGAUACUUACAAUUAAGAUCGAAAACAGGUUGAAAUGUUAUUUACUAAACAUUCUUCUGAAUCA